Messenger RNA from Dipodomys spectabilis (banner-tailed kangaroo rat), 3206 nucleotides. RefSeq names its product musashi RNA binding protein 2 (gene Msi2). Gene Ontology annotation, molecular function: RNA binding. Gene Ontology annotation, cellular component: cytoplasm. NCBI's taxonomy places the organism in Eukaryota, Metazoa, Chordata, Mammalia, Rodentia, Heteromyidae. The coding region runs from base 21 to 1061 and encodes 346 amino acids. The record is from RefSeq and is a predicted model, not a curated record. The transcript is spliced from 14 exons.
GGGGGCGGGGGGGCUCCGCUAUGGAGGCAAAUGGGAGCCAGGGCACCUCGGGCAGCGCCAACGACUCCCAGCACGACCCCGGUAAAAUGUUUAUCGGUGGACUGAGCUGGCAGACCUCACCAGAUAGCCUUAGAGACUAUUUUAGCAAAUUUGGAGAAAUUAGAGAAUGUAUGGUCAUGAGAGAUCCCACCACGAAACGCUCCAGAGGCUUCGGUUUCGUCACGUUCGCAGAUCCAGCAAGUGUAGAUAAAGUAUUAGGUCAGCCCCACCAUGAGUUAGAUUCCAAGACGAUUGAUCCCAAAGUUGCAUUUCCUCGUCGAGCACAACCCAAGAUGGUCACAAGAACAAAGAAAAUAUUUGUAGGCGGAUUAUCUGCGAACACCGUAGUGGAAGAUGUAAAGCAAUACUUUGAGCAAUUUGGCAAGGUGGAGGAUGCGAUGCUGAUGUUUGAUAAAACCACCAACAGGCACAGAGGGUUUGGCUUUGUCACUUUUGAGAAUGAAGAUGUUGUGGAGAAAGUCUGUGAGAUCCAUUUCCAUGAAAUCAAUAAUAAGAUGGUAGAAUGUAAGAAAGCUCAGCCGAAAGAAGUCAUGUUUCCACCUGGGACCAGAGGCCGGGCCCGGGGGCUGCCUUACACCAUGGAUGCAUUCAUGCUUGGUAUGGGGAUGCUCGGCUACCCCAACUUUGUGGCAACCUAUGGCCGAGGCUACCCUGGAUUUGCGCCUAGCUAUGGCUACCAGUUCCCAAGCUUCCCUGCAGCAGCUUAUGGACCAGUGGCAGCGGCAGCGGUGGCAGCAGCCCGAGGAUCAGUCCUGAAUAGCUACAGUGCUCAACCGAAUUUUGGCGCGCCCGCUUCCCCGGCAGGCUCCAACCCGGCGCGGCCCGGAGGCUUCCCGGGGGCCAACAGCCCAGGACCUGUCGCCGAUCUCUACGGCCCUGCCAGCCAGGACUCUGGAGUGGGGAAUUACAUAAGUGCGGCCAGCCCACAGCCAGGCUCGGGCUUCGGCCACGGCAUAGCUGGACCUUUGAUUGCAACGGCCUUUACAAAUGGAUACCACUGAGCAGGUGCUUCCGUUGCCAUCACUCUGAGAGCAUACCUGGAUGUCCAGGCAAGACUGGGCGAAGUUUCUGAGUGGUCCUUUGUUUAGGUGAUGUCCUCAGACCUGGACCCCCACCAGCCUCCUCAUCCCAACCAGAGAUGGCUCACUUCGGAUUGAGGGUUGACUACGCCACAUCAUCUCACGAAUCUGCUGUAAUAUAAGACAACAGCUUUUAAAUGUGUAUAUAACCCAUGAUUUUGGUUUGGUUUGGUUUUGUUUUUCUUGGUGGUCUCCCUCCCCUUCCCUCUCCUCUCUCCUCCUUCCCCUUCUCCUUUUGAAAUCUCUUUGAAUCACAGUUGGUGGUGAUUUUGACUUAGUCCAGUACAUACCUAGCUUUAAUAUCUAGUUAAAAAGCUAACCAUAGUGUAAUUGUUAUAUUAAGGGGUUAUUAUUUUUUCUUUUUUGCUUGUUUUGAUUCUGUUCUCACUUGUAAAGGAUACUGAGAUGGUGAUGUUGCUCUCCAUAUUUUGGUACCAAUUCUGAGACUGUAUGAUAUUUCUGGUGGAACUUUACGCACCCGAGGGGAAGUUGUGACUGGCAGAGUGGGAGGUGGGCGUGGACUUCCUGUUUCGCAUUGUGGAAGUGGGAUGUAGUAAGCUGGUUAACACACUCUCCAAGCGGUUCCUUUUUUUUUUAUGACGUCUCUUUGUUAACCUAAGUCUAUCUAUUUUCGGCAAUAAGGUAAGGAUGACCAUGUUUUGCGUGUCCUCCUUUUCUAUAAGUGCUUUUUUUUCUGUUGAAAGAGGUCAUAUUAUAAGGUUUUUUGAAAUUGUGAAUUCUAAAAAAGAAAAAAAAAGAAAUGUUGUAAAUACAAUUUCAUUAACUACAUAGAAACUAUUAAGAAAGAAUCAAACUUAUUUUUGUGAGGGAGUAGGUCCCAGGCAAUUUGAUGCUCUGGAAGGAGGCGAGGGCACGUGACACAGUCCAGUAAUGAGAGAAAAGGACACGCAGCUGCCGGGACCACCUCGGGACGUGUAGAACACUUGUUGAAGCUCCUUCCUUGGUGUCAUAAGACCUAGGAACUUCAUUAGUAUCCUACCAGCCUGUCAAUCUCUCAUCUGUGCACAGCUUCAAAUGUUACCGUCUAGCUAGAGUUUUAUUUAAAAUAUGGAAAAUAAAAUCUGCUUUUCCCAAGAUGUUUUUUAAAGGAAAAAAAAAGCUACAAUUUUAAUAUUUAACAUAUUUAAAAGUUUCAAAGCACACCUGUUUGGCUUGGGGAAAGGGCGGAGAGGGAACAUUUCUUUUUCAGUCUUAAUUUUUAAAUGUUUGAUCAUUUUCUAUUGUCCAAUCAUUUCAGCACCUUCAAAGGUUCCUUAAGGAUGCUUUGCCUCUCCCCCCGCCUUGCCCCCCACCCCCCGUUGCUGGGGGACCCUGGGCCAGGAGUGGAUUAGCCGGCUGGAAUAUAUAACCUUUUCUCCAUUCACUUUCUAUUUACAAAUUAGAAAAGGCAACCUUUUUGGUUUAUAUAUAUAUAUUUUUUUAAUACCUCAGUGCUGCAAGUAUCACCAGAGAGGCUAUGGAAGAACUUUUUUUUUCUUAAUUUAUUGUAGAUGUAAGCAGAAUUUUAAAAAUAAAAGUAUAAACAUCCCUGCACUGUGACUGGUGGGAAAAACUGACACUUCCUGUUUGCACAUGUUUAAACAUUUGGCUGUUAUAAUAUAUGGUCCUCAGUUGGGGAAAGACACUUAUGAUGAAGGAUAUUUGUUAAUUUAACUUUUUUUUUUAAAUAUUGGUAAUAGGUCGGCAACAGCAACUGUAGAAGUACAACUCAAUAGAUGGCAUUAAAACCUAUUGUAGUGUGGAUAUAUAUUUUUUCUUUUUUAAAAUGUGAUAUUGACUUUUAUUAAUAUUUUUUAAAUUGUUACGUUUAUAAAUUUGGUACUUAAGGCACAGCCAGUAUGAGACACUGAAUGCGACAUUUAUUAUAAAGAGCUGCUGCACUCCUAUUUUUUAUAAAUUUUACUAACAAAGUAGACUAAUGUAGACAUUCACAGACAUGGUAGGGAAAAAGCAUCUUCAAACUAAAGCCUCCAAAAUGUUAACUCAGAAACAAAAAAAGAAAAAAAGCCCAUUUUCAAUUCUAAUUAAACAGCAACAGCAUUUUUU